AAUAAAAACCUGUAUAUGUUUAACAUAAGCAUUGCACACCCGCGCGUUUAGCGUAUAAUUGUUUAGGCUAUAACUAGACAUCUAUUAUACUUUAAUUUUUCAACCUUUAAUAACCUUAAUCUAAACUAAACAUCUACGGAGAAAUAGACGUAUAAUAUAGAUCUAUUAAAAGGUAUUUUCAUCGUCAAAUUGCUCCGUGGGAAACUUAAAUGCAAAAACACACAGCAGCAGCAGCUGCUGCUGUCUGGAGCGCUGCAGCUCAUUACCAUGGUACCUGAGGCUUAAAGCAGAACUCGGGGUUUCCCUGCGAGAGGGUGAGGGCGAGCUAUGGCUCUGAAAACAUCCAACCAGGCAGAUAAUACAGCUCCACUUUAACAUGAUCAAGGUUUCACCACGAGUGUUAUUUCCCUCCCUCCGUAUUUUGUGAGAGCUAUAAUGGUACACCGAAAAUCCAAUUAAGUCUAAGAGGAAAAUGCACAUUUCCCAGAUGAAAAACACGUCUUUCUCCUGCACAAACGGUGAUAACUACUAACUAGCCCAUGACAGAUGGAUUAAAAAGCUGUGAUGAGAUCACGCAAACAAACUCUUGAGAGGAAGGGUGGGGGGGGGAGACAAGCAGAUGGAAUCUUCUUCCCACACAACAACAAAAAAGAGCUGCAAAGACUCAGGGAAAAUGAGACGACAGAAGGUGAAUGGACCUGUGAUGAAAACCUCAAGGUUGAUGACGAGCAUCGCUCUACAGAAACGCAAGAGUUAAAGACACAGGGGUGCAUGCAGGCUGGCGACGAGUCUAAUAAAAACACAUCCGUGUCUUUCUCGAGACAAACGCUGGCGUGUCGGCAUCCAUUCAAAGUUGGGAUUUGAGUCUUCUGCUCCUGACAAGGAAAGUUUUGAUGAGCGUAUGGUCUCCACGGAAGUGAGGUCACUGACAGAACAGCUUUAAGUGAUGACGAGAUAAAGGGAUGAUGCAUGAACCUGCCAGAUGUAGCCAAAAACUGGAGCUGUACUUUCUCCACUGCAACCUUCCCUCCUCCCUCUGCUCUCUCUCUCUCUCUCUCCCUCUCCCAUGCUCCCUCCCCCUCUCGCUUAAUCUCUCUCUCUCUCUCUCUCUCUACACACACACACUCCGAUGCACACACGCAGAAAAAGAGGAGAGAAAGCCAGAGAGGAGAACUGCGGCGGCACGAUGGGGAUAUUCUGCCUGCGUGGGCUCUGUCGCUGAGGCGUCCGGAGUUCAGCCACUGUGUGUGCGUGUGUGUGUGUGCGUCUGUGUGAGUGUGUGUGUAUGCGUGUGUGUGAGUGAGUGAGUGUGAGCCCCUGCCGACGCCGUGCGGAGAAAGGAAAGGGGAAAACAGAGGAGAGCGGGUGGAGAGGAGGAAAAAGAGAGGGGGAGUGUUGACUCUGACUGGGGCUUAGAGGAACCUCACGCCACUGGAUCAGAGGACGCCGAUGUGCAACAACUCCUCCAACUACUGCCGCCGCCGCCGCUGCUGCUGCUCUGCCUGCCCGUCCUCUUAACUUCUGCCAUGGCAUAGCCUCCUCUUCCAGCUCGCCUCUAAUCCACUAAGGAAACGGGCAUGCAUGGGCAAAACCAGGGAUCUAGGCUAACGCGUCGUUUACGUCAGUAAUUCACAGUCUGAGGAAACAUGGUGAGCAAGGAAGGUGGCAAAUGCAUGCUCACCAACUCAGAGUCUGACUCGGAGGCAGCGCCCUUGCCCUCCACCUCGCUGGCGCUGGAGGUGAAGUAUUCCCUGGAAGCCAGUCGACAGGUGAGGAAGCGAAACAAGGCCCUGCAAGUGCGUUUCAAGGAUAUCUGCGAGGCGCAGAACGAGCAGAGGGAGGCGGAGCUGCAGGCAGCGGGGAAAGGUGGCAAGCCCAUCUCAUACAAAGUGGCGUACCGCAAGUACAUGACGGUCCCCGCCCGCCGAUCCAUCCCGAACGUCACGAGGAGCACGGGCGUUCAGACGUCCCCUGACCUAAAGAAACGCUAUCAGACCUUUCCUUUUGAGCGCAAGAAAGGCCACACCUUUAAACACGUGGCGGCCGUGGAAACCUAUAAAGGUCAGAAUAACGGUUUUGUCAUGGAGGUGAAGCAGUCCAAGGCUGCUGAGCGGGGUUUAGAUGAGGAGGAGGAGGAGGAGGAGGGAGCCUGCGGGGGGAGUGGAGUCCGGAGGACCAGGGCUCUGCUCCAUACUAAUGAGUGCAUUGCCACAGUGGAGCAGCACACUGCACCUGAUGGCCUGUGCUCUGACGCUCUGCAGCUCAGUUGCUCUGCAGACACAGACUGCCUUGCGGACACACAGAGAGGAAGCGGAGCCAGAGCGCAGGCAGAGUACCAGCUCUGCAGUGUCCCAUCCAAAGCCAGGACAGGAUUACAACACAGGGAGGCCAAUACGGACCGCUCGGCCAAGAGGCAGCUGCUCAAUCUGGAGGAGGGCUCGUCCCGCACCCUGCCGGACAGGGCCUCCAAGGUUACGAGCCCCAUCGCCUGGAACUCCCUCACGCAGGUGGAGUGCCUGGACAGUCCGUCCGUGCGGAGCAAGCGGAAGAAAGCCCUGCAGCUCAACGGGCUGCAGAGCGAGACGCUACCACGCUCCAGCAGAGGCUGUACAACGCAGGCACAGUGCCACACAGGACAGUUAUCUGCCCGGCCUCUACGGGCCAUGGAGGAGCCUCUGACACCCUGCAGAGGUGGCGAGGCCAGUGGGGCGCCGUCCGACCAAACACAGGAGGCCUGCAAGCAAAUAGUGCCUAUGAAUCAGGACGGGGAUGUUAAAGCACAGCUCCAGGCCAUGGAAAAUCUCAUCAGCUCCAGCCAGGAGACCAUCAAGGUGCUGCUGGGGGUCAUCCAGGAACUGGAGAAGGGGGAGGCCCACAGAGAAGGACUCUCCUAUCGAACCGGACAGGACACGGCCAACUGCGACACAUGCCGGAACAGCGCAUGCAUUAUUUACAGUGUGGAGCUGGACUUCAAGCAGCAGGAGGACAAGCUGCAGCCGCUGAUGAUGAGGCUUUGCCCUUCGGCGGAUGGCCACUUCCCCUCCCUGCCUUACCCCCAGGAGGCCUUCACCUCCACCCCGAAACGCAAGUCCAAAGCUGACUCCAAGAAGCACGCUCGCUGGAAACUUUGGUUCCUGUGAAAAAACACAGGACCGUCUCCUCCCCCCCCGCCACCGAUGCACAGGAUUUAUGCGUCCACAUCUGUUUGGUUUUAUCCAUCGUCUUCUGUUUAAUCGCGUCUCCACGGCUUUUUUUUUUACAGACCAGUAUUAAUGGAGAGCUCCACCACUGGAUAUGACAGGAUGUGUAAUGGGACACAAGUGUGGAUUCCAUGGAAAAUUCUAAAUGUCACGCUUACCAAAAAAUGGAUUGAGAGUUAUUUUGAACUAAUUUCUUCAAGCAGGGUGUGAAAUUACACCGGGGCGACAUAUUUGGAGAUCAGCAAGGUGAGACGACGAAUUUGCUUUCCCUCUUGUCUAUUUGCAUAUAUUUUUCUAGCCGACGUCUACGGGGUCCUAUUCUGUGGUAAUGGUUCCGUUUCUAUUCACCAGUCGGGACUUUGUCUUUUCCUCCCAGCCUCCAGGAGAGGUUGGCAAUUCAACCACGAUGCUCUGAGGUCUACAUCAACAGCAUAUCACCGUACUGCAAAGCACAAUUAACACUGUUCAGGAUACAUUUUUCUCCAGAGUAAUUAAAAAGAACUAUUUUGAGUCACAUGUGUAGAUCACCUACUAACUAUAUGGCAGAUUGAAGACUUUCAUAAUAUCUAAAGAAGAGACCUAAAGGACAAAAAGAAGUCAGAGAUGUUUAUUGGAUGAUCAACUUUCUACCCAUCUCUAAAAAUGUCUCCUUGAAAUCAACUGACUUUGAAGUAAAGAAUGAAUAAAUAACACUUAUUUUCUUAAUGACAUUUGCAAAGUUAGACGUCAAUGUACUUUUUUUCUAUAUAAAUAUAUAUCUAUAUACAUUCAC
Messenger RNA from Sebastes umbrosus (honeycomb rockfish), 3972 nucleotides. RefSeq names its product inhibitory synaptic factor 2A. The record is from RefSeq and is a predicted model, not a curated record. NCBI's taxonomy places the organism in Eukaryota, Metazoa, Chordata, Actinopteri, Perciformes, Sebastidae. The coding region runs from base 1647 to 3140 and encodes 497 amino acids. Gene Ontology annotation, biological process: inhibitory postsynaptic potential. The transcript has 4 exons. Gene Ontology annotation, cellular component: postsynaptic density.